CGUUUGCGCAAGCGCAGCAACACUAGUGACAACGUGGGAAAUGAAAAAAAAGUAUGUGAGGAAUUUAUCAUUAUGCGUCUUUACAACAUAAAUUGUUAUUUGUUAUGACAGCAGUUAAAUCACUGUCAGUAUUGGGCUAAUGAACAGUGAGAUAAGAAAUUUAACUGCCCGUAAAGCACAGACGAUUUUGACUUGUGAUACAGCAUUAGAAAGACGUGCAGUUAAUACUCUGCUGGAACUAGAAAACCUGAAUGUAAGAGAUAACUCUGAGACGUUAGACCAGUAUAAAAAGCCGAAAGACUCAUUUGGUGGCUGGAUUUCGGCCAACAGUUGCAGAACAGAGACGUUUUGCAGAAGAACAAACAGCAAAAGUGCACCUCCCCAGUUAAAUAGACGGGCACCUGACACUUUCAAAGGCAGUUUGGGUUUUAAAUUCAAACAUUACUCGGAUGCAAGCGCGUACAUAGAACAAUACAGACUAGUUCACACUUGUGGUAUCGGUUCGGGUUCUAAAAAGGUUGCCAGUGUCCAUCCCAACUUUGGUUUUGUCGGAAAUGCGGGCUUCUGCAGGUUCCAGCAAGGAAAUUCUAUGUCAGUUUUAUCGACUGCAACUUUCCCUAUUAAUUCAGUCAUCCAGGCAUCUAAUGAAGUUCAGAACGCUAUGUCUGAAGAAAGAAACAGGGUGAAAGCAAGUGAAAUCUCAUUUCCAGCAUGCUCCAGUAAUGACAGUUGCUGCAAGUUAUCUUUGCUAUCUUCAAGGGAUGUGGUUGGUCAUCUUGGUAUAUGUGAUCCACACAGAGAUGCUUGUAUUGACAGUUCAACAAAAUCAGAAGAGCCAGCUCAAUAUAAACAGGCACCUGUAUUUUUCCAAGAGUGGAUAGGAAAUACAGAAAAACAUGGAAGAACACCCCAAAGUAGCUUGAGAAGACUCUUAAGAUCUACAAAUCUGAGCAGAAAAAUACAGACUUCAUCUACAAAUAUGCAGAAAGCAUGGGUAAAUGGCAUAAAGAAACAUCCAUCACAGAGAAUUCAUUCUGCAUGCCAAGAGUCAGAAAUGAAAGAAGAAGCUACAUUGCACAGAGUUUGUUGGGCUCCUUCUACGAAGGGUGGUGGCUGGCGACCCAAGUUACCUAGGUCUCCCUCUGCUGGAAUACCUGCUUCAGUCAAAAAUGCAUCAACAGUAAAAAUAAAAGAAAACCAAUGGAAUAAGAAAGGGUAUACCAGACUUGAUGACCUUUUACAGGUAAAAGAACUGGUAAACAACAGCAGCUCUGAUGAAGAAAAAAAAUAAUUAAUAUGCAUAGCUUAUUGUAUCAUAUUUUUAAACAUAAUCAUAUUGAAGACAUUACAUCUGAAUGGCAAAGUGCUUUGUUAAUAUGAUUUGUACUUGUAAAAAGAAAGAGACUGUAGUUUACGUUUCCUAAUUUGUAUGUCUCAUCAAUAUCAAACAUUUUGCUGCAUAACCAUUUUCACAGCAUAUAUUUGUCUUCCAUGAUGAGCAUUCACAUUUCUUUAAAAUGCAGUCAAGCACAUAUUGAGUAAUGGUCAGACAUGAAGAAGUAAUAUUUUCAAGGAUAUGAGUUUGUAGCUGAAAUUUCUUUGAUAAUUAAAGAAAUUUACUUAACAUUCUAAGUAAUCACAAAGGAAAUCAGUGCCAUCAGAACUUUAAAAAUGUACAUAUUUAGAUAAAUAAAAUACUGUAGCAUACUUAUUUUACUGCA
Molecule: messenger RNA, 1721 nt
Organism: Protopterus annectens (West African lungfish)
Lineage: Eukaryota; Metazoa; Chordata; Ceratodontiformes; Protopteridae
Exons: 3
Coding region: 140-1291 (383 amino acids)
Source: RefSeq, a predicted model, not a curated record